AUGGGGAAGCACGAAUCAACCACGACAUCCACGACAUCCACGACAUCCACCACACCCAUCAGCACCAAACGAUCCUCACCCUCCACACCGCUCGCCAAACCCACCAUCCGUCUCCUAUUCACCUUCCUCACACCACGAGAUGCCCUACUCCUCCUGCUCCCAGCUCUGCUCUGCAGUCUCAUAGUUGGACUCGUGCCGACUGCAAUGUCCAAAGUGGUCGGUCACGCCUUUGACGCGUUCACCUCGUACAACCCUACGCUCCUUCCACCCUCCGCCAUCCCGUCAUCUGCGCAUCAUCGGCUGAUGCACUCCAUCCUCUCCUCGGUCUACUUGCUUCUUGGGCUAGCAGCGGCGUGCUUUGUGAUCAGCACGCUGAGCGUCAGUGCGUGGAUCUGCUUGGGGGAGCGUGCGGCGGCAAGGGCGAGAAGGGCGCUCUUCGAGGCUGUCAUGGGCAAGAGGCUGGCGUGGUACGAUACAGGAAUGGGUUUGUCGAACGAGGAUGGGGAAGAGGAGGUUUCGCCGGCGGGACUGAUGACGAAAUGCGCCAGGGAGCUCGACGACCUUCGUGUAGCGCUCUCGAGAGAGGUCGGCAAUGUCGUACAGCACGUCACGACGGCGCUGGCGAGUCUCGUGCUCGCACUGUACACCAGCUGGAGCUUGACACUGGUGAUUCUGGCGAGUAUUCCAGUGGUACUAGUGCUCACUGUGGUGACCGAGAUCGGCGCGGCAAAGUGGCUACAGAGGGAGCGAGUCAGUACUGCACACGCCACGUCCAUGGUCGAGCGCGUCAUCGAAGCCAUCAACACGGUGAAAGCAUUCAACGCGCAACGCAAGGAGACCACCCGAUUCGAAGCCGAGCUUAAGCAGGGGUGCAAGUCAUGGCGUAAAACGCUGCUGUGGUGGGCUGCACGAUUCGGUGUCACCAGCGGUCUGGUCUUUGCGACGUUUGUCCAAGGGUUCUGGUUCGGCAGCCACCUGGUGGGCAAAGGGAAGAUCACGCCGGGUCAGGUCAUGACCGUGUUCAUGGCGAGUCUGUUGGUCUCCUCGACGAUGGGUCAGAUCGUUCAGGCGCUAACGUACAUCGAUAAGGGCAAGAUCGGCGCUGCUAACCUGGUCAACCUGAUCAACUCGCCGGAUGUCCCGCAACACAAGUUGCGCACUUCGAAUAGCACGGCUUCGAUGCGAUCAUCUGGCUAUACGGACGACAAGACACCCCUCAGUCCCGGCUUCACCUCGCCACGCUCCGACAUCUUCACAGUCAACACGCUCGACUACGAUCCCCGUCGCGCGCGCGCGGUGCCCAUGUCGAUCGAGCGCAUCCCCGCCUCACCCUCAACGCCUACCACCUUCACUCACCGACACCGCGCGCGACGUCGCGUGCAGAACCUGCGCCGCAUCGCUCCCACCACGUGUCUUGGCGAGAUCCACCUGCGCAACCUCUCCUUCGCCUACCCCUCCCGACCCUCAACGCUCGUCCUCGACAAUGUCAGCCUGUACUUUCCCGCUGGCGAAACGACCUAUGUUGUCGGUGGUUCUGGUUCGGGUAAAUCCACGAUUGCCCAGCUCCUUUUGCGGCUGUACGAGCCAAGCGGGGGAAGCAUCCAGAUCGACGACCAGGUAGCGGACUACCUCGACCCAGCCUGGAUCCGUCGUCAUGUCGGGGCGGUCUCCCAGGACAGCGUCGUCUUCGACAUGAGCGUGCACGACAACAUUGCGCUUGGACUCGCCACCUCCGACGGCAUGGCUAACGUCUCACGCGCCGACGUGGAGAACGCAUGCCGACUAGCCCUCCUCCACGAAUUCAUCCGCGAUCUGCCCGACGGGUACGACACGAUGCUCGGCGCCAAAGGCACCGCACUUUCAGGUGGACAGAGGCAAAGACUUGCCAUUGCGAGGGCGAGACUGCGCGACCCAUCAGUGCUCAUUCUCGACGAAGCUACCUCUGCGCUGGACCCAACAACGCGACACCUCGUACAUGAAGCGAUCAAAGCAUGGCGCAAGGGAAAAACGACCAUCGUCAUCACCCACGACCUGUCUCAGAUCGAGGAUGGCGAUUUCCUCUACCUUCUCGAGAACGGACGGUUGGUCCAGCAGGGAUAUCGCGCGGAUCUCGAGGCGAAGGUUGGAGCGUUUCAACGCAUGGCGAUGCAGCAGAGUCGAUCGAGUGGACAGCCUGACGAAGAGGAAGCAGAGAUGGUGCAGCAGCAGGUGGAGAGGACGUACGACGAGCCGAGCCGGCGGCAGAGGGGGAAGUACCGGUCGAUGCUGGGUUGGGAGAGGGAAGGGGGGAUCCUGUCGGAGCAUCUCUCGCUGAUCAUCUCGCAGAAGCUCGAGAAUGUGCCUUCGCAUCUCAAGCCGUUGCGGCUGGCGGAGCGGCAGGCGAUCAACAGCUACUUUGAGGAUGCAGAGGCAUUGAGAGCGACUGGGUCGAGUGCGAGUCAUCGCCGUGCGCGGAAUGGCACCGUCGAGCGCAAACGAUGGGAUGCACAACCUAUUCCUCAUUCCACGGACGCAAGUGGCUCAGUGACCAUUGUCCCCUCUUCCGAGGUGCCAAGCCGCAUGCCCACCGUGCGCGAAGUAUCGUCCAUCCUCUGGAGGACCAUCCCUUCCCGCGCCCUGUUGCUGCUCGGCAUGCUGAUCUGCGUCCUAGCCGGAACAUUGACCACCAUCUUCUCGUUCAUCCUCGCCAAGCUCCUCGCCACCAUGGGUCGACCCGAUCAGUCCGCCACCGUGCUCAGAUACUCGCUCCUCGUGCUGCUCAUCGCCUUCCUAGAGGGAAUCUUCGCCUUCACGCGCUACCUCUUCAUGGAGACCCUCGCAGACGAGUGGCUGCUCACUCUUCGAACCUCCUCCUAUCGCAACGUCAUCUCCCAAGACCGAACGUUUUUCGACCGACCGUCGCACACCCCCGCCCGCGUCUGCCAGAGCAUCGUCAAGGACGGUGACGAUGCACGUGGACUUGUCGGUCAGAUCAUCGGUCAGCUCGCACUCAUUGCGUCCAUGAUCACGCUCGGCAUUGUUUGGGCCAUGGUGGUUGGCUGGAAGCUGACGCUGGCAGGUGUAGCCUUCGGACCGGUCUUCUUGGCAGCGACGUUCCUCCAGAGUCGCGUCAUCGGACAUUACGAGGCGAGGAACAAACUCAAGCGCGAAAUAGUGUCCGCUAGGUUUCACGACAUGGUGAGCCAUAUUCGGGCGAUACGGACGAUGGCGCUAGAAGGCGUGUUCGCCACAGCGUACGGUGCAGCGGUGGACGAUGCUCAGCGAUGUGGGAUGAGGAGCGCUGUAUUCGCUGGGUUCGGACACGGACUCAGCGAGGCCCUGACGUACAUCGCCGAAGCGCUGAUCUUUUACGUCGGCGCAAGGUUGAUUGUGUCCGGGGAGUACGAUUUCGGACAGAUGAUGCAGGUGUUCAACCUGAUCAUCUUUGCGGUGACGUUUGCGGCGCAGAUGCUAACGUUCUUGCCGGGGUUGUCGAAGAGUAUGAAGGCGUUGGCGGAUCUGGAUUUGCUUUUGCAACCGCAUCCGCGCAGUGAGGCGACGGGAUCGCUCACCAGAGAUGUCAGGGGCAACAUCGAGUUCCGCCAUGUAUCCUUCGCCUAUUCUGGACGGGACACCCAUCAGGUGUUGCAAGACGUCGACUUUGGCGUAUCUGCUGGCGAAGUCGUUGCCAUCGUCGGCGCGUCUGGGUGCGGCAAGUCGACGGUCGCUGCCCUCCUUCAGCGACUCUACCACCCGACCUCCGGCGAAAUCUUGCUCGACGGCACCCCCAUCGACACCCUCUCCGUCGAAUGGCUGCGCGAACACAUCUCCGUCGUAGGCCAGAACCCCAGCCUGUUCGACACGUCGAUCGCGCACAACAUCGCCUACGGCGCCAACGCCAAGAUUUACGAAGAGCCCCUUGCGCACACUCGCUCCUCGCUGGCAGAAGCAGACUUAGCGAUGGUCCAAGACGCAGCACGUGCAGCCAACGCUCACUCCUUCAUCACCACCCUUCCCGGUGGAUACGACACCAGUGUCGGCGGCGCGACGGCCAAACUUUCGGGUGGUCAAGCUCAACGUCUCGCCAUAGCCCGCGCGCUGAUGCGGGUGAGAGCAAGAGUGUUGAUCUUAGACGAAUGCACCUCGGCGCUGGACGUGGCGAAUCAGCAGGUGGUGGUCGAGACGCUGUUGGCGGAUGAGUCAGAGGUGAGGCGGAGAAGGAUGACGACCUUGGUCAUCACGCACAAUGUCGAGAUGAUGCGCAGGUGCGAUCGCGUGCUGGUGCUCAAGGAGGGGAGGGUGGUCGAACAGGGCAAGUUUGAGAAUCUCGUCAAGAUGGGAGGGUACUUCGCUUCGCUCACGAGAGGUGGGGAGUGGACUGGAUAG
Messenger RNA from Kalmanozyma brasiliensis GHG001, 4365 nucleotides. Its product is annotated as ABC transporter-like protein. The transcript has a single exon. The record is from RefSeq and is a predicted model, not a curated record. Gene Ontology annotation, biological process: transmembrane transport. Gene Ontology annotation, molecular function: ATP hydrolysis activity; ATP binding; ABC-type transporter activity. NCBI's taxonomy places the organism in Eukaryota, Fungi, Basidiomycota, Ustilaginomycetes, Ustilaginales. The coding region runs from base 1 to 4365 and encodes 1454 amino acids. Gene Ontology annotation, cellular component: membrane.